UGCGCUCUGUGGACCAAUCACAGCGCUCCUGACUCUCACCGAGAACAACAGUUCGGUGGGUGAUGGCGCCUAGCUCGAAAUCCGAAAAGGACGACAGCAAACAGAAAGCUCAAAGAAAACACAAAGACCAUGUCGUGAAGCUUCUCAUGCGUGGGAAGCUGUCAGGACAGUUCUCCCAGCGCCUGUUCAGGAAGCUGCCCCCACGAGUGUGUGUCCCACUGAAGAACAUCGUCAGUGAGGAGUUCCUGAGAGCAGGACAUAUCUUUCUGGGCUUCACCAAAUGUGGCCGCUACGUGCUGUCCUACACCAGUGACUGUGGAGAGGAUGAUGACUUCUCCUUCUAUACCUACCAUCUCUACUGGUGGGAGUUCAACUUGCACAGUCGACUCAAACAGGUGCAUCAUGUGCGUCUGUUUGCUGGAGAGGAGAUCUACAGUGAUCUGUACCUGACUGUGUGUGAGUGGCCAAAUGACCACUCAAAAAUAGUCAUCUUUGGCUUCAACACUCGCAGUUCAAGCUCCGUUCUGAUGAACCUAAUGAUGAGUGAUGAGAACAACAGAGACAUCUACAUCACCAUCGCCUCCAUGCCUCCUCCUAAACCUUGUUCUCGCUGCUGCCCUGUUCCUUCAGCCACUACCAUACGCACAGGAAGUGGCGAGUGUCUGGAGCAUGGCUAUGUGCUCAAUAGCAGGUACCAGGUGGUGUAUCCAUUUCCGACUUUCCAGCCAGCGUUCCAGCUAAAGAAGGAUCAGGUCAUCCUGUUGAACACGAGCUACUCCCUGGUCGCCUGUGGCAUCUCACUCUGCCCAGGUAAACAGGGUCAGUCAUCGCAGAUCCUCUACUCAAAGAAGACAGCUCCGUCAAAUCAAGCCUGCACAUCUGUUUCCUCCACCUCCUCGGUCUCUUCUUCUUCUUCAUCUUCUUCUACUUCUUCUUCUUCUUCUGCUUCUUCGUUUGCUUCUUCUUCUGCUUCUUCUUCUUCCUCUUCUUCUUCUUCUUCUUCUUCUUCUUCUUCUUCACUACCUCAAGGAUCUCCCGAAAGCCGACCCCCACCUAGCAGACCUGCUCCAGUUCUUUCAUCUCCAAGCCAGUCACAGGCAGCUGUGCGAGCGCGGGAGUUUGCUGCUGACCUCUUCCGGCGGGCUCAGGGAGGAGGAGGAGGAGGAGGAGGGGGAGGGAAAGAAAAUGAAGGCCAGCCAGAAAGGAAAACGUCUGAUGGUUGUGAAAAAGAUGCUGUACAGAUGCCAGGAGAUGAAAGUGUAAAUGUUCACCAGAGGAGGAGAGAGGAGGAAGACUGUAAAGAGAGCUGUAAAGAGAGCAGGGAGGCAGAGAGAAGGACUAGUUUACCAGAAGCACCAACAUCUGAUAGGAGCCUGCCUACAGAACACGUGAUGUCUCCUGCCUCCUCCUCUUCAUCACCCUCAUCCCCACCGACCCCGUCCUCGUCCCAAGAGGCUGGACCCAGUGAACCCAGCCCCAGUGAGCCCGGUUAUGUCAACUAUUCACAGCUGCACUACCAUCUACAACAGCCAGGGGCAGCUGAGCAGAGUACAGGAGGUUAUGAAGACGAUAAAGUUCAGCUACCCUUCACAGUCACUGACUUGAAAGGACGAAACCUUCAGCUGAUGACUGAGUCUCACAACGGACAGAGCGUGUGUGUGGAGCAGUUGACCCUAGACUUUGAGUAUCUCAUCAACGAGGUGAUCAGGAGCGAUGCCGCGUGGGCCCCUCAGUUCUGCUCCUUCAGUGAUUAUGAUGUUGUGAUAUUGGAGGUGUGUCCUGAAACCAACACUGUGAUGAUUAACAUCGGUCUGCUGUUACUGGCCUUCUCCAACUCAGACGAGGAGCACUGCAGGCCAAACACCUACCACUCCAACCUGCAGGUCAGCUGGGACCUGAACACUGGAGUGUGUCGCACCGUGGGUGUUGGUGACCUAACAGAGGUCAAGGGUCAAACCAGUGGAAGUGUUUGGAGCUCUUACAGGAAGUCAUGUGUGAACACCGUGAUGAAGUGGUUGGUUCCUGAGUGCAGCUCCCGCUACAUUAAUCGCAUGACCAACGAAGCUCUUCACAAAGGCUCGUCCCUGCAAGUGUUGGCCGACAGUGACCGCUGCACCUGGAUCGUCUUAUGAAGAAAGAAGAGGAUCCACCGCCAACAGGAUCCAGCACCAGUAUGAUGCUCAGCUUUAAUUCGAGCAUAGCGGCACGCAUUAGAGGGAUCUGAUACGUAGUUUAAAAAAUGUGGCAAAUUGAAACUGAACAAAGAAUGCUCUAAAAUAAAUACUGUAAAGACAUUUUUAGUUGAUAUGUGUUAACUUUUACAAGUUUCAUUUUUUUUUUUGUUGUUCCACCAAAACCAAGCGCUGGACUGAAGAUCUAGUUUCGACUUUUUGUUGUUUUUCAUACUUCAAGGUGAACCGUUAUGGUUGUGUGUGUGUUACUUGUGCUUGUGUCCAUUUCUGAGAAUAUGCAAUAUCUGCACCUGUGUGAUGUUCACAGGUAUUUCAUCCAGAGAAUACGAGUGUGUGUGGGUGUGUGUGAGUGUGUGUGUGAAUGAGUGUGUGCGUGUUUUAUGUGAUUGAACAGACUCUGCUGCUUUGAACAGGUCUUUUCCUCACCUGCUCUGGACCACUUUUGUCUAGCUGUGUACAUUCAUAAUGCUGCAGUAUUUAAAGUGAACAUGUUGACAUGUUUUCUUGAACAUUCGUCAGUGAAGUCGAGGGUUUGUUUGGGUCACCUGUACAGCUGGAUGGUAAGACGCUCUAUGUUAAUUGGCAUUUCAGCAAGACUUUGUUCUCUUGGAAUAUUUUGUUAAAAUAAAACGUUCAAAUAUUA
Molecule: messenger RNA, 2835 nt
Organism: Notolabrus celidotus (New Zealand spotty)
Lineage: Eukaryota; Metazoa; Chordata; Actinopteri; Labriformes; Labridae
Gene: dcaf15
Product: DDB1 and CUL4 associated factor 15
Exons: 13
Coding region: 63-2132 (689 amino acids)
Biological process (GO): protein ubiquitination
Cellular component (GO): Cul4-RING E3 ubiquitin ligase complex
Source: RefSeq, a predicted model, not a curated record